AUGGAAACAACGGAAGAUGUUGUUAAUGAAUUGCUGGGUUUAGUGGAAGCUUCAUCAACGAAUCCAAUGGAAGAAUUUCUCAAUGAUUUAGUACAAGUAUCAUCCAAAGAUAUGGUAGAACAAUCGUUUCAGGAUUUUUUGGAAAUACCAAUUAAGAAUAAAAUUGAUGAAAUUCUGGAUGAUUUGAUAGAUGCAACAUAUAAGGAUAAAGUGGAGGAAUUACUGAACGAUACGACAAAAAUAUCAUCAUUAAAUAAGGCAGAAGAGGAGGAUUUAACUGAUGCAUCUACCAAAGAUACAAUGAAUCGAAUAUUGGCAGCUUUGGAGGAAGCAUCAACGGAAGAUACAAUGAAUCAACAACUACUGAAGAAUUUAGUCACAAUUAACGAACCAAUGGAAGAAAUAUUAAAAGAAAUGUCCACAAUAUCGUCAUUUAAAGAUUCCACUACAACACUAUUCAAAAAUUCCCUUUCUCCGGAACACUUAAAAGCUUUUCCGGAACAUUUGGAGGAAGAAUCAUCUGAAGCACUAAUCACAGAACAAUCAACGAAACAAUCCAAUGCAUUCAACCCAAACGACUCCGACUUUAUUGGAAAAGCUUAUUCAAUGUGCACUUCUCUGGAGAAAAGUGUCAUUUAUCGCAGGAAUGAUCCAGGAACAACCAGAGAAGAAUGGUGUAAUUGGCCAGCUAUGCCAUUCGAAGAGAUGGAUAAUACACUGAAUGUGCAGCAAUACAUACAGCAGUGUAUUCAUAAGGAUCCAUCAGAUGUAGAUACUAUUCUGAAAUCCCCGCCAGGUCAAGAAGAAGGAGUGUGGAAAUAUGAACAUGUGAGACAGUUUUGCAUGCAACUCAAUGGUUUAACAUUACUGUUGCAGGAUGAAUGUAAGCCAGACGUUUGUGUGCAAAUGACUGCCACAGAACAAUGGAUAUUCCUUUGUGCGGCUCAUAAGAAUCCGAAAGAGUGUUCGGCAAUCGAUUAUACGCGACAUACUUUGGACGGUGCAGCGGCAUUACUGAAUAGUAACAAAUAUUUUCCCAGUCGCGUUUCAAUUAAAGAGUCAUCGAUCGCCAAAAUUGGUUCGGUUUGCCGCCGAAUUUAUCGGAUUUUCUCACACGCGUACUUUCAUCAUCCUGAAUUGUUCGAAAAAUUCGAGACAGAAACGCAUCUUUGUCGUCGAUUUACAAUAUUCGUGAAGAAGUAUAACUUGAUGGCAAAUGAGCAUUUGAUUGUGCCAAUAUUAGAACAGAAACCGAAUCACUCAUAA
Molecule: messenger RNA, 1266 nt
Organism: Brugia pahangi
Lineage: Eukaryota; Metazoa; Nematoda; Chromadorea; Rhabditida; Onchocercidae
Source: the annotation of a GenBank genome assembly